Rotaria sp. Silwood1 is the source of this 633-nucleotide messenger RNA. The record is from the annotation of a GenBank genome assembly. Lineage: Eukaryota; Metazoa; Rotifera; Eurotatoria; Philodinida; Philodinidae.
AUGUUUAAAUUCGACAAAUCUGAACUUCAACUUUGGCCACGCUGGGUCGCCGUUAGCUGGACAAGCUGUUCUAAAUUAUUUAAUCAUUGUUAUUUUAUUCCAUUGCCAUACAAGGAUCACAUUCAAGCUCAAGAACAAGCAGAUACUGUUGCAUCAAUUCGAAAGACAAUUCACGAACAAAACCUUAUCAUUCGUCUUACCGAUAAGGAUAAUAACUUUUAUAUUGGUUUAACAAAAGAACUUGAGGAAAAAAUACAAAAAUAUUUCACUGAUACAAAUGCUUUUAUUGAAUUAUCGGAAAAUCCUUUCAAUCAAAUAUUAGACAAAGUCUGUCAAUUACUUAAUAAUUUUGCUUCGAAAACACUCACUAAACAAUGGCAAUGUAAAGAAAUGAUGACUGAUGUAAAAAAAGCUGAAUUAUCACAUUUAUAUUUUAAUCCUAAAACGCAUAGGGAUGAUAUACCAGUACGACCCAUUGGAAAUACAAUUCAUGCUGUAACAAAAAAUAUUUCAGACUAUUUAGAUCAAACAAUACGACCUAUAUUUUAUGAUAAAUGUGGUACUACAAUAAUUAUUGACGGUGCUCAUUUGAUUCAAGGAGUUAAAACAUAUAAUAACAAAGAACUUUUUUAA